AUGGGCGUGGAUUACUACAACAUACUGAAGGUGAACAGGAACGCAAGCGACGAUGAUCUGAAGAAAGCCUACAAGAGACUGGCGAUGAUAUGGCACCUGGACAAGAACCCCGAGGCCGCGACGACUGUCGCGAGGUCCAGGCGAGGGCCCCCCGGCCAGUGGCCAGCGAGGUUGCAAGGGCCCUCGCCCAGAUCUAGCGAGGGCCUUCGCGCCCUCGCCCGUGGCCGGCAAGGUCGCGACGGCCGUCACGGCCUCGCCGGCCCAGGACGAGCCGACCAUGGCCCUGGGCAGCCCGAAGAAGUAACUGAGGACGCGACUUUUGUAGACAAGGCAUGCAAUGUGGAGCAUUACUACGAUUGGGACGAUUAUGCCGAGGCAUUCUACACCGUCUUGCGCUAUCUGAGGUCCACCACCGCGGAAAAGUGGUUCGACUACUACACCCAUACUUCUCUCCAUCAUGCCAAGGGCUUCAGCCACAGUGCGUGCAAUCGUGCGUUGACACACGCUGGUUGUACUAGCUGCAUGGAUUUCGCCUGCAAUGAAAUCCAGAGUGUGCGCGCCGCAGCUUUGGCUUCGCGAUCGUAG
This is a messenger RNA of Rhodamnia argentea, 585 nucleotides long. RefSeq names its product dnaJ protein homolog 1-like. Gene Ontology annotation, cellular component: cytoplasm; nucleus. The record is from RefSeq and is a predicted model, not a curated record. Bases 1 to 585 code for a protein of 194 amino acids. The transcript is spliced from 2 exons. Gene Ontology annotation, molecular function: protein folding chaperone; protein-folding chaperone binding. NCBI's taxonomy places the organism in Eukaryota, Viridiplantae, Streptophyta, Magnoliopsida, Myrtales, Myrtaceae.